CGGCCCGGAUGCGGAAGUUGCGGGCGGCGGCGGCGCGGCCCCUCAUUGGUGGCGGCCGGCGGAAGCGGCGCGUUGCCGCGGCGGAGAUGGCGGAGGCGCCGCCGGGUGCGGGGCUGGCGGCGCUGCCCGACUCGGUGCUCUUGGAGGUCCUGGCGCUGCUGCCGCUGCGGGACCGGCUGCGCGCGGGCAGGGUCUGCCGGCGGUGGUGGCGAUUGGGGCAGGACCGGGCGCUCUGGAGACACGUGGACCUGAGCCCGCACCGGCUCAGCUCCCGCACCCUGUGGCACCUGCUGCGGCGGCACCUGCGUGGCAGCCUGCGGACGCUGAAGGUGAAGGGCGCACUCUGCUCUGCCAGGAAGCACGAGGUCCUCUCCCCCGCGCUGCUGGCUGCCCUCGGGAAGCACUGUCCCCACCUGGGCCGGCUGUGCCUGGCCGAGGCUGACCUCCGCCUGCUCCCCUACCGGAGCAUGCCCGCUUCCCUGAAGACAUUAGAGCUGAGUCACUGCGAAAUCCCCUCUGCGUGGUUCCAGGGGACUGCUGCAGAUGCCCUGCCACAGCUGCAGCAUCUCAUUGUGUGUAACGUCCCUGCCUUUUGCGAUCAACAUCUGCUAAACGUCUCCUCCCAGGCUCCUCUGAAGACACUGACGCUGUCCGGGACCUACCGGGUAACAGAUGCAGGAAUUCAGAGAGCGGCUGUGUACUUGGGGGGGUUGGAGCGCCUAGUGCUGCGCCACUGUGUUAUUACUGACUCCGCUGUUCAUUUCAUUGGGCACCAUCUGAAAAGUCUCCGACUUCUGGAGAUCAGCAAUGCUUAUUCCUUGACAAAUGCAGGUUUGGCUUGCCUAGCAACCCUGAAGCGCCUAGAAACACUGUGCCUUGAUCUAUGUGAUAAGUUCUCCCCUGAUGCCGUUGUGGCUUUGUGCCAAGCACUCCCCCAGCUGAGGAAUCUCAAUUUAGAUGGGGCUCAUUUUGAAGACGAGGCAAUAUGUAAAAUUCAGGCAAGUUUGCCUAACUGCAGCUUUUCACAUACUCCUUGAUACAGAUUCUGAAGCAAGAUGUUACCAGUCUAAGGUGGCAGGACACUCACCCUUCAUCACCGAGCCUCAUGUGCUCCUUUCUGGGCAAGGCUUUUAUUUUUUCUGGUAGCAGUUGUAUGUAUCUUUGGCAACAGAAUUUCCAUUGGGGCCAAAAUAGUUAUGCGAAAAGAGCCAAUUUUCACAUUACACAAAUAUGUAAUGUAAAAUGGCUUGGUGGGAACUUGCUUCUGGUGGGAUCCCUCCAUAGAUCAGGCAAAUCUGAAAGUCAGUGAACACACAGCUGCUGACAUUUGGGAACCCUAGGGAUGAACUAAGGGCUGACCAAGAUUACAGAGAGUGAGCGAGCAUGUGUGCAUGUCCGUAUUACAAGUUUAACCUAUUUCUCUGCCCCUGUUUGACCCCCUAUGCUAAACAUCAGGCAGCCGUUCAACCAGCACUCUCACAGACACUAAGUGAGAUGCCAUCCUGCCACAGGAGGAGGUUGGGCUGUCCCAAACCUAGAACUCCAGUUAAUAUCUAACUCUGAUUACUCAACCACCCUGUGUGUAUGUUCCCAACUUUGCCUACAAAGAAACACUUAAAAGGCUGCGCUUCAGACACAUGUUGCCAAAGCUGGUUUGUUCUUGGAAGAGUUCAGGUGACCUUCUGCCCAGAUACUGAGUGUUUUCUUAGUCUGGGCUGUCUUCUUGCUUUUAUCUUCCUGCCAAGUUUAGUUCUGAAAGUUAUUUUUCAAAAUGCAGAAAAGUUUGGUCACAGAUCUUCCUCUAACUGUUUGUUCCUAAAAGCAUCACGUUCUAUUUGUGUAGAGAAAGGGCACCCGUUUGUGCUCCUGGGCAUUAGAGGGGGCUGCCGUUACCUCUCCUUGUUUUGCUGGGCUGUGCUACCACGAGCAGCCACCUUUGCCUUAUUCACUUUUAUCGUUCACAUACUCCUCUUACUCAAGACAUUGUAACACCAGUACGUGACCAAAAAAAACUUACUGGACAUUGCAACUGAAGUUCUGUGACGUUGCUGUUCUGGACUGUUGAGUUACCCAAGGAUGUUGUUUUUCAUCAAAUACUGUAUUUAUUAAAUAAAAAUGUUUUUGACUGUUA
Molecule: messenger RNA, 2131 nt
Organism: Dromaius novaehollandiae (emu)
Lineage: Eukaryota; Metazoa; Chordata; Aves; Casuariiformes; Dromaiidae
Gene: FBXL12
Product: F-box and leucine rich repeat protein 12
Exons: 3
Coding region: 9-1037 (342 amino acids)
Biological process (GO): positive regulation of protein ubiquitination
Molecular function (GO): protein binding
Source: RefSeq, a predicted model, not a curated record